This is a messenger RNA of Letharia columbiana, 2208 nucleotides long. RefSeq lists its product as uncharacterized. The transcript has 5 exons. The coding region runs from base 1 to 2208 and encodes 735 amino acids. Lineage: Eukaryota; Fungi; Ascomycota; Lecanoromycetes; Lecanorales; Parmeliaceae. The record is from RefSeq and is a predicted model, not a curated record.
AUGUCACGGCGAGGCUACCCUUCGAGUGAGAUCUAUGAAGAGCGCGAACGCGAUUACUACCCACCCAGCGGCCGUGGUCGACGUACUGUAUACGACGAGGAGAUAGAGAUACGGGAGCGUCGGCGAGCGCCAGAGCGGGAACCAGAUUUCCUUCGAGAUGACUACGGCCGGCGGGAAGCUGGACCGCUAGUCCUGCGAGAAGAAAAGAAAGAGCGCUCACGUGAGAGACCACGACGCAGAGAAGUCGAAGCGGACGAGGUAAUUGUUGCCAGAGGACCGAGAGAGAAGGAGAAACCACGAGAGAGGGAGCUUAUGGAGGAUGAGGUGAUUGUUGCCAGGAGCUCUCCGAGAGAGCGUGAGAGGCCACGAGAGAGAGAAUAUGUGGAACGGGAGGAGAUCGAUAGGGAGAUAGCCUACAGGCCUAGGGGCGCCCCUGUGGCGACGGAGAGGGAGGAGUACGUCUACCGUCGAGCAGAACCAGCACCUCUGCCGCCACAGCAGGUCCGCCAGGAACGAGAGGAGUACGUUUUUCGGGCGCCUGUGAUCAGAGAACCAAGCCCCGCGAGGACGGAGAUAUCUGUCAGAGAAACAGAGAGGGAGAAGCCCCGAGAGAGGGACUAUAGAGAGGAGGAGAUCAUCAUCAGACGGGACGAGAGGGAGAGGGAGAAGCCCCGAGAGAGGGACUAUAGAGAGGAGGAGAUCAUCAUCAGACGGGACGAGAGGGAGAGGGAGAAGCCCCGAGAGAGGGACUAUAGAGAGGAGGAGAUCAUUAUCAGACGGGACGGGAGGGAGAGGGAGAGGCCCCAAGAGAGGGAUUUCAGGGAUGAGGAGAUCAUAAUAAAGAGGGACGAGAGGUCUAGGGGACCGCCUAGGGAGAGAGAAAGAGGCUUCGAGAAGGAAGAGAUCGUCAUCUCAAACCGUGAGAGGCGGAGGCCGCGGGCAGCAAGCUAUGAGAGGGAGAGUCUUACUGUCAGCAGUGGUGAGCGGGAGCGACCACAAGCCAGAUCAAGAGGAGAUUUUCGGGAAGAUGAGCAGAUUAUCGUCCGCCGCGACGAGGGUCGGUCCAGGGCAGGAUCUAGAGGAGGCUUCAGGGAAGAUGAGCAGAUUAUCGUCCGCCGCGACGAGGGUCGGUCCAGGGCAGGAUCCAGAGGUGGCUUCAGAGAAGAGGAUAUCACCAUACGGCGAGGCGAGAGAGAGCGGGAAAGGCCUCGUGAGAGGACCCGUGAGAAAUCCAGAGAAAGAAACUACGACGAUAUUAUCUUCCGGCAUGACGAGUACAGAGGACGGCACGAGGAUCAAAUUAUUAUCAGGCGCAAUGAGAGGUCGCCUUCUCCCGAACCUGAACCCGAACCCGAACCUGAACCUGAACCUGUACCUGUACCUGUACUUGUCCGAGAGCCGGAACCCGUACGAGCCCCACCGAUCGUUCAGGAAAUCAUAACACAUCACCGUCAUAUAGACCAUGGCUUCGAGCGAGCACCCGAACCACCACGCGCGAGAACUCCUCCCCGUCCAAGGUCCCCUUCUCCAGCUCCAGUCCGUGACGAGCGCAUUGAGAUUCGUCAGAGUGGUACUCGUAACGGCCGUCACUAUGACGAAGACAUUGUUUUCCAGCGUGAAGCACCUCGCACGAGAACCCCCCCUCGCCCGAGAUCCCCGUCUCCGGCUCCUGUACGCGACGAGCGGAUCGAGAUUCGUCAGAGUGGCUCUCGUAACGGUCAGCACUAUGACGAAGACAUUGUCUUCGAACGCGAGACCGGUGGUCGCCGCGCCUUAGACGGUGUCCGUCGUAGCGAGCGCCGUGAAGAAGAAGAUGUCCGUGAACUCGCCAUUAUCGAUACCAGAGACAAAGGAAGGCGCUUUGAAGCAGAGAAAUCCAAGAAAGAUAGAAUGUGGACGGAGGUCACAAAAGACCUCGUCAGCGAGGAAGCUAUUAAGGAAGUUGGCUAUGAGUUCGAGGAGACUGACGAGUUCUAUUAUGUAAUGGAGUAUCUGCGCUACGAGGAUGUUCUACGCCUUGUCGAACUUACCGAAGAUAUCAAACGUGAUCGCCGCGAACGCAUCCGUGAGAUCCAGGCUGAGCGCGAAUUUCUCGAGCGGCCCCGGAGACCACUAGCACUCCCACCAGCACCACCACCAUGGGACGAAGAGCGUGUGGUAGAGAGGGAGAUCACCUACGGCCUACCGCCACCGCGCAGAUAUCGCUAA